AUGAGUACAAUUAAAUUAGCUGAAAUUCUUAUAUUUACAGCUAUGGGUAUUUCAUUACUACAUAGCAUUCCAUUUUGUGUUUACAUGGAAAUUCAAGAUUCUUUCUGUAGUAUUUUCAAUCCAAUGAUGUCUCGAUAUUUAUCUUGUUUUUAUUAUCCAAUUCUAUCUGGAAUUCUACCUAUUUUUAUUGCAUCAUUAUUUAGUAUCUUAGCAUAUCGUAAUGUUCGACGAAUAGUUCGACUACAAAUGCCAAUAGUUCAUCGACGACUUGAUCAACAAUUGACAGCAAUGGUUCUUGCCCGUAUUAUUGGAUUCAUUAUUUUAACAUUACCUUAUGCUGUUCAAAGAAUGUAUACAUAUCUUCCAAAGGUUGGUAAAUCAGAUCUUUUUCGAAUUGCAAUUGGUAACCUAGUAGGAAGAAUUGUAAGUUCAUUUUUCGAUCUAAAUUAUGCGGCAUCUUUUUAUAUAUUUAUGGCAUCUUCAUUGCGAUUUCGUCGUCAGAUAAAAAAUGUUUUGGUAAAAAAAUUUUGGCGACGAUGGAAACAAUGGCCUUGUAAUAAACAUCAAAUUUAUCCAAUUGUGUAG
Molecule: messenger RNA, 585 nt
Organism: Rotaria sp. Silwood1
Lineage: Eukaryota; Metazoa; Rotifera; Eurotatoria; Philodinida; Philodinidae
Source: the annotation of a GenBank genome assembly